UUCAAAUCUAGGUGGCAUGAAGGUGAAAGCCGAUAGAGACGAGUCUUCCCCUUAUGCUGCCAUGCUUGCAGCCCAAGAUGUUUCUCAACGCUGCAAGGAGUUGGGUAUUACUGCCCUUCAUAUAAUGCUAAGAGCAACUGGAGGGAACAAGACCAAGACACCUGGUCCUGGUGCGCAGUCUGCACUUAGAGCCCUUGCUCGUUCAGGCAUGAAAAUUGGACGCAUAGAGGAUGUUACCCCAAUUCCCACUGACAGUACUCGUAGAAAGGGUGGUAGACGUGGAAGAAGGCUGUGAUAUGCUCAGAAUUUCUGUUUUAAACAAUUUUCGGUUUAGAUUCAAGCUUGUUUCGCUCUUUUCUAUUGUUGGACAAUAGUUCUGUAGUGAAUUUUGAUGGUAAUUUGUAGACAAAAGUUAUGGAACUCUUUUAAGUUGAGCUUGUAUU
This is a messenger RNA of Hibiscus syriacus, 443 nucleotides long. RefSeq names its product 40S ribosomal protein S14-like. The record is from RefSeq and is a predicted model, not a curated record. The coding region runs from base 17 to 295 and encodes 92 amino acids. The transcript has 4 exons. NCBI's taxonomy places the organism in Eukaryota, Viridiplantae, Streptophyta, Magnoliopsida, Malvales, Malvaceae. Gene Ontology annotation, cellular component: ribosome; cytosolic small ribosomal subunit. Gene Ontology annotation, biological process: ribosomal small subunit assembly; maturation of SSU-rRNA from tricistronic rRNA transcript (SSU-rRNA, 5.8S rRNA, LSU-rRNA); translation. Gene Ontology annotation, molecular function: structural constituent of ribosome; mRNA 5'-UTR binding; small ribosomal subunit rRNA binding.